Messenger RNA from Phalaenopsis equestris, 1144 nucleotides. Its product is annotated as probable RNA-binding protein EIF1AD. Gene Ontology annotation, cellular component: nucleus. Gene Ontology annotation, molecular function: RNA binding; translation initiation factor activity. The transcript is spliced from 5 exons. Gene Ontology annotation, biological process: translational initiation. The record is from RefSeq and is a predicted model, not a curated record. The coding region runs from base 413 to 907 and encodes 164 amino acids. Lineage: Eukaryota; Viridiplantae; Streptophyta; Magnoliopsida; Asparagales; Orchidaceae.
UGAUUCUGAAUUUAGGUUGUAAUGGGAAAACCCAUCCAUCCGAAGCGACCGACCGAAUGAUCAACCCCAGGCAAAAUUCCGCACGCCCAUCCUCGUUCUUCCCCUCCAGCAGCCGCCUCCUCUUUCGGAGCGGAGCCCCAUCGUCGAUCUUCUCCUCGGUGUCGAACUCCCGGUUUCGCUCGAUCGGCAAAGAUAGCAGAGAAGGCAACGACGAGAUCAGCGUACAAAUAACUCCAUAUUUCACAGCCUUUCGUUGCUUUCCCGCUCGAAAAGAUCGAGGAAGUAUCUGCUUUCUCUGCAGGUGUUUCUUGCUGCGGCUUCUGGAUAAUUGAUAACUUAUUCCGCUCUUUAUUUGAGGGCAACAAACUAUUGUUGUCAAAAUCUGAGUUUUAGUAAAAAAAAAAUUAUUGUAAUGAAAUCUGGCAGAAAGAACCUCAGAAAGGCUUCUGUAGAAGAUGGCAUUUCUCUUCAAGAAGGCCAAAGCAUCAUGCAGGUUGUGUCACUUCGGGGAUCCAAUGUAAUUGAGGUUAUGGAUGCUGAAGGUGUAAAAUCUCUGGCUUUAUUUCCAGCUAAAUUUCAAAGAAGCUUCUGGAUUAAAACAGGAAAUUUUGUGAUUGUGGACGAAGGUGGAAGGGAAAAGGCCCUGGAAUCUGGAGAGAAAAUUGCAUGUAUUGUUUCUCAAGUUCUCUUUCAUGCACAAGUUCGUUCUCUUGAAAAAUCACCUGACUGGCCUGCAAACUUUAAAAACGCAAGACCAGUGGAAUCACAGACUUUCCAACUUCAGCCAGAGUUGGUUCUAAAUUCUGAUAGUGACGAGGACCUUCCACCACUUGAAGCAAAUUUGAACAGGCGGAGACCUGUUGACAUAUAUUCAGAUUCUGCUUCUGAUUCUGAUCACCAUUCUUAAGACCUUGGUGGUACAAACAAGAUGAUGAAUCCCACAAUGUUGAAGGCUUUAUAUAUAGAUAUUUGGAGGACUAGCGAUAUGGCUGAGAUCAUUAAACUAGGUUGAUUGUAAUUGCAACUCCUGUAUUUACCCGGUUGGCAGGUCCUACCAAUUGUCUGAUAGAAUUGGAUUCCAUUCCGUGUAAUUUGAAAAUUGAUGUGGCUUUGUUAUGAUUAUAUCAGAUUUUGAUUUUGAUUA